Messenger RNA from Racocetra persica, 1856 nucleotides. Lineage: Eukaryota; Fungi; Glomeromycota; Glomeromycetes; Diversisporales; Gigasporaceae. The record is from the annotation of a GenBank genome assembly.
UUUUACUUGCUAAUGGCAAAAAACAGACUGUGAAGACGACACCUAUGAUGCCGUUGAAACAGAUUGUCACCGUUGUUUGUGAAAAGCAAGGAUACAAGGACACAGAGAGUUAUGGGCUAAAGUUAAACAAAACGACACUCGAUCUAGGACUUUCUGUAAGAUAUGCAAAUCUCGCGCCAGGCGCCAAAUUAGAUUUUAUCAAAGUUUCUGCACCAAAAGUUCAUAAAGAUGUUCAGAUUGCUUUGCAAUUAGACGAUGGUGGAAGAAUGAUUGAUAAAUUUCCAAUAACAACAUCUAUUUGGGAUAUACUACUACAUUUUGAAAAAAAGUCCGAUAAUGGGUCUUUAAACCUUACAAAGCGAACUGCGCCUGCACCCAAAAAAAAGGGAUUUCUAAAAAAAUUGAAUAAAUCAAAUGAUAUACAAUUUUAUAUACAACCCGUGUGUUUAAUAUUAAAUCAAGAGUAUGGAACCAUAUCGUCAUUGAAAUCCACAACUUUACAAUCUGCUGGAAUCACAUCAGGAAAUGCUGUAUUACGUCUUCUAUUUAGACAAACUGAAUCGACACUAGAUGAUGUUCUAAAGGAUAUUGAAACUCCUCUUCAAACUUCUGAAGUUUUAGAGUCAGUUAAUGCACCUAUAGAAAUAACAUCAAAAAAUGUACCUGCCAAGACUCUUGAUGAACAAUCGAAGGCGCAAACUGACACUAUACCCGUACUUGAUAAACAACCAAAGGAGCCGACUAAUACUGUGAAUGUUCCUGAUGAACAACCGAAGAAACAGAUUGUUACUGUGAAUACUCCUGACGAACAGUCGGAUAUGCAAAUUGAUACUGUAAAUACUGUGGAUAAAGUUGAUGAACAACCGAAGAAACAGAUUGAUACUGUUAAUACUCCUGACGAACAGUCGGAUAUGCAAAUUGAUACUGUAAAUACUGUGGAUAAAAUUUAUGAACAAUCUGAGAUGCAGGUUGAUACCCAAAAUGAUGAUUCUGUAACAAAAAUAGAAUCUAUUUCGAAUAUAUCAUCAUCUGAUAUACAAAUGGAGGACACAAAUAAUACAACAAAAUUGGAUCAUACCGUUGAAGAGGAAGAAUCACAUGACAUACAACUAAUAAAAAAUAAUGUGCCAGAAACGACUCAACCAUCAAUUUCAUCAGUUACUCAGGAAAACAUUGAUCAGGAAGAUUAUGUUAUUACAGAUAAAGGACAUUUUGAUCGUGAUAUAAAAGUAUUUAACCCACCACCAGAAAAUGCUUUGAUGUCAAAUACAACAAAACAAACCAUGAAACAUAAAAUGGCAGAGAAUGCAGGGUUUAAGACUAGUGCUAUACGAGCUAAAGAAGAGAAAGAAAGGGAACGCAAAGUUAAAUUUCCUGAUAGUUUCCAAUUACAAAUUGCCUUUUUAUCUAAGGAACAUGUCACGGAUUUAUAUGAAUUUGUUAAGAAUGCAUUACGAACGCCCGAUCGCGAGUUCGAAUUGUACGUUAGUCCACCGAAAAAGACUCUUUCGGAUAAGGGUCUUACCUUGUAUCAAGCCGGAUUGGCACCUGCUUCAUUAGUAUAUUGUAUUUGGGCAGAUAAAUCAUCUGGAAGUGGUGUUGGUCCAUAUUUGUCUGAUGAAUAUCUAAAACUUAGAGAGGAUAUUCCAAAUCUCACAAUAAAUGAAAGUGUCUCUACAUCAUUUUUUUCGGAUAAUUUAUCAACAAAGAUAAACGAUGUAGUACGUCAACAGCAGAAUGAUUCACCUAAAAGCCGUGGGAAUGACUUACCUAAAAGUCACGAUAGUAAAGAACACGUUGAAAGUUCCAGCAGCAAUAAAUCAAAGUUUCCAAAAUGGUUUAAAAAACCAAAAUAA